This is a messenger RNA of Tyto alba (common barn owl), 6163 nucleotides long. RefSeq names its product zinc finger and AT-hook domain containing (gene ZFAT). The transcript has 16 exons. The record is from RefSeq and is a predicted model, not a curated record. The coding region runs from base 264 to 4055 and encodes 1263 amino acids. Gene Ontology annotation, molecular function: RNA polymerase II cis-regulatory region sequence-specific DNA binding; DNA-binding transcription factor activity, RNA polymerase II-specific. Lineage: Eukaryota; Metazoa; Chordata; Aves; Strigiformes; Tytonidae. Gene Ontology annotation, biological process: regulation of DNA-templated transcription.
GGUGCCGGGGCGGCCCCAGCGCGGGCUGGCGGCGGGUGGGAGGUCCCGGGCGGGGCCGGGGCAGCCCGGGCUCGGAGCCCCGGGGCCUCCCGGCUGCCUGUCCCGCCGCUCCUGGGCAGCUGCUGGGCUGCCCCCUGUUCGUGUCGGUCUGCUGCACGUCUGGAUUUAAAAUGGGCAUGUUUUCCCCUUGACAGCUCGUGUAAAUAGUUUUAGCUCGAGAGCCUAAGCGUUCGGCUGCAGAAGGGAGAUAAGUUAAAAGUUAGAUGUUUCCACUGCAUUGUCGUCUCAGUCCUUUAUGGGCCUUACACUGGCCUGACUUUCAUGGGGAUUGCAAGUGGAUCCAUUCCAUCUUCAUGUGUAAACUUUGUAACUUAUUUUCACCAAAUCAAUCCGAGCUAUUGUCUCAUGUCUCUGAGAAGCAUACAGAAGAAGGGACCAAUGUGGACGACAUCAUUAUUCCACUCCAACCUCUAACAACACCCACAAACAUAAACAAAGAUGGAGAAGAGCUUCUUGUAGUGAAGAGGAAAAGGGGCAGACCGAAAGGGUCUACUAAGAAGUUUUGUGUGGAUGAAGAUGUGACAGAAAAUAACCCUGUUCUGAGUGAAGAAACUCCACCUGGGACAGAAGAAGGACCAGAACUCUCUGAAGUCUCACCAGGCAGCUUGGAAUGCAGGAAAUGCAAUCGGAAGUUCUCCAACACACGUCAACUGAGGAAACAUAUCUGCAUUAUUGUUUUAAAUGAAGGAGAAGAAGAAGAAGGAGAUGGAGGUAAUGAUUCUGACGUUGACCUUGACAGGAAGGAAGAUGAGCGAGAAAAAACUCCAAAGAGGCCCAGAGUUCAGAAAACAGAGAAAACUCCAUCAACUAAGGAGACUGAACAGGUUUCAGGAGCUAAAAAUCCUAUUAUAAGUGUGGUUUUGACAGCCCAUGAAGCUAUUCCAGGAGCCACAAAAAUUGUUCCUGUUGAGGCUGCUCCCCAAGAAAGUGAACCCACAACUCCAGAGGCAAUGGUUCAAGACCCAUCACAACGGAAAGGUUAUCAAGAAUAUGCCAUUCAGCAAACCCCAUAUGAACAGGCAAUGAAAUCAAGCAGGCUGGGUCCAACUCAACUGAAGAUUUUUACAUGUGAAUACUGUAACAAGGUGUUCAAAUUUAAACACUCCCUCCAAGCACAUUUGAGGAUUCAUACAAAUGAAAAACCUUAUAAGUGUUCAUACUGCAGUUAUGCCAGUGCAAUCAAAGCCAACCUUAAUGUUCACAUGAGAAAACAUACAGGGGAGAAGUUUAGCUGCGAUUAUUGUACGUUCACUUGUCUCAGCAAAGGCCAUCUCAAAGUCCAUAUUGAAAGAGUUCAUAAGAAAAUUAAGCAGCAUUGUCGCUUCUGCAAAAAGAAAUAUUCAGACGUUAAAAAUUUGAUCAAACAUAUCAAGGAAACGCACGACCUUCAAGAUAAAAAGGUGAAGGAUGUUUUUGAUGAGCUUCGCUUGAUGACACGAGAGGGCAAAAGACAACUUCUUUAUGACUGCCAUAUUUGUGAACGCAAAUUCAAAAAUGAACUUGAUCGAGACCGUCACAUGCUUGUUCAUGGUGAUGAAAGGCCUUUUGCUUGUGAGCUCUGUGGUCAUGGAGCCACUAAAUACCAAGCCCUUGAGCUUCAUGUUCGAAAGCACCCGUUUGUAUACGUGUGUUCUGUGUGUCUGAAAAAAUUUGUCAGUUCUGUAAGACUUCGUGCUCACAUCAAAGAUGUGCAUGCAGAUUUGCAGGAAACUUCUGUUUUUAACAGUUCUAUCAAUCAAAGUUUCUGUCUGCUUGAGCCAGGAGGUGAUAUCCAGCCAGAAGCCCUUGGUGAACAGUUGUCACAAAGUGCAGAUGAAUUGACUGUCAUGAGUACCAAUGCUAUUAACAUACCACAACCGUCUGCUUGUAAAGGUGAUUCAGCAGCUGCAGAUGUAAACCAUAAUGGUCAACAUAAUGGGGACUUAAAAAUUGAUACGGUCCCUUCCUUAGAAUUUGAAAAUCCUCUGGUGGAGAAUGUAACAGGGACGCUGUGUCAGACAACAGAUAUAGCAGUCCCAAACAUUCAGUCUUGUGUAGCGUCAGAUUGCUUUCUGCUGAAAAAUGGUACUUCUGGUCCUGAUGAGUUAAAAGUUUCUCCUGCAAAUGAAGAGGAAUUUAAUCACUGCAGUUCUGUAAAUGAACGGGGCGAAGAAAUUCAGCUUUUGCUGUCUGAGGACAAAAGUUUAAAUCCAAGUCAGAACAAUACAAUGAUUGAGAACCUUUCAGUCUCUGAAGAGAGAAAACAAUCUGUUCCUUCUAGUGAAUCCGGAACAAGCAACCCGCCAAUUCACAGUUCAGCAGAAGCCACAAAUCCUUUGCCAGCACCAGAAGCUAAUGCAGCCAUCAGUCCACAGGCAGCCUCUUCUAAUGCGGUUACAUCAGACAGUGGGAGUGGAGCUGUUGCUUUUAUGCAGAUCUUGGAUAGCUUGCAGAAGAGACAAAUGAACACAGAGUUGUGUGAGAGGAUAAGGAAGGUUUAUGGAGACUUAGAAUGUGAAUAUUGUGGCAAGUUGUUCUGGUACCAAGUGCAUUAUGACAUGCAUGUUCGUACGCAUACUCGAGAACAUUUAUAUUACUGCUCCCAGUGCAGUUAUUCUUCCAUCACCAAAAACUGCCUUAAGCGUCACGUCAUUCAGAAGCACAGUAAUAUUUUGCUGAAAUGUCCCACAGAACAUUGUGACUACUCUACACCAGAUAAAUACAAGCUCCAGGCACAUCUUAAAGUUCACACGGAACUGGAUAAAAAGAGUUAUUCCUGUCCUGUGUGUGAGAAGUCAUUUUCUGAAGAUCGACUUAUAAAAUCUCACAUCAAGACAAAUCACCCUGAGGUUUCAAUGACUACUAUUUCUGAGAUUCUUGGCAGAAGAGUUCAGCUGAAAGGACUUAUUGGAAAACGAGCUGUGAAAUGUCCCUACUGUGAUUUUUAUUUUAUGAAGAAUGGAUCAGACCUUCAACGUCAUAUUUGGGCUCAUGAAGGUAUCAAACCUUUCAAAUGUUCUCUCUGUGAGUAUGCCACUCGCAGCAAAAGUAACUUGAAAGCCCAUAUGAAUCGUCACAGCACUGAGAAAACACACCUUUGUGAUAUGUGUGGGAAAAAGUUCAAAUCAAAAGGCACUUUGAAAAGCCAUAAGCUCCUUCAUACUGCUGAUGGAAAGCAGUUUAAAUGUACAGUGUGUGACUAUACAGCUGCCCAAAAACCACAGCUCCUACGUCAUAUGGAACAACAUGUCUCUUUCAAGCCUUUCCGUUGUGCACAUUGCCACUAUUCCUGCAACAUAUCUGGUUCCUUGAAGAGGCAUUACAACAGAAAGCAUCCUAAUGAAGAGUAUGUAAAUGUAGGUUCUGGGGAGCCUGCGGCAGAAGCCCUUAUCCAACAAGGUGGCAUUAAGUGUCCUGUUUGCAGCUUUGUGUAUGGUACAAAAUGGGAGUUCAACAGACAUCUUAAAAACAAGCAUGGAAUGAAGCUAGUGGAACAUGAUGGAGACACCAAGUGGGAGUUAACUGCUGAAGUUUCGGAAGAAGCAUCCACUCAGUAUCUUCAUAUCACAGAGGCUGGAGAAGAUGUUCAAGGCACUCAAGCUGCUGUAGCUGCAUUACAGAACCUUAGAUAUACUUCAGAGAAUGGUGAGAGACUUGAUCCAACAGCUGUAAACAUCCUGCAGCAAAUCAUUGAGUUGGGUUCAGAAACCCAUGAUGCCACUGCAGUUGCUUCUGUAGUUACCAUGGCACCUGGCACUGUGACAGUGGUAAAACAGGUAAAAGAAGAGGAGCAAUCAGCCAAUCACACUUUGAUGAUUCAAGAGACACUGCAGCAGGCUUCAGUGGAGCUGUCUGAACAGCAUCACCUAGUAGUCUCAUCAGAUGAAGUGGAGGGAAUUGAGACAGUGACGGUGUAUACACAAGGUGGAGAGGCUUCAGAAUUCAUAGUUUAUGUUCAGGAAGCUAUGCAGCCUGUAGAAGAACAAACUGUGGAACAAUCAGUGCAGGAGCUUUAGAGAACAGUGUUCAAAAGAAAUGGCUUCUUGAUUUGCUAAAGCCAGCAAUUUUGGUUUUUUUUCCUAGCCAAAAGCAAACAAGCUGACAAAUUUUCAGUUAAUUUGUGAAGUGAGACCUUGUUACUAGUUAGUGAUCUGAGUGGUUGGAUUGUAUCAGAAACUUAGAUAUAUUAUGUACACAACCUUCUCAGAGAUUUUUUUUUUUUUUUUGUUGCUAAAAAUUGUUCAUAUUUUGAGGAAAAAGUAUUCUUCCCCUUCUUAGAAGAUCUCUCACUUGAUUCCUGUAAAUCCCAACAGAUAUUGUUUGUUCAAAACCACAUUAUCCCACAAUAAUAAAACAUCUAUAAAGGUAGCUAGAAUGUCUAGAAAAGUCCAUACAUCACAUUUUAUACAUACUUAAUAUGUGCUUGACUUGAUUGGAAGCAGAGUUGUUUUUUCUUUGAAUUAGAAAUGCUUCUUAUUUCUGAGUACAUGCUUAGAAUGUGUUUGCUGAAUUGUGGAUCUAACCCAAACAAAGGCUCAAGACUUUUAUUAAAAGCAUACCACAGGUGGGUUGUAGUUUGUACUUGUGAGAUGAUCCUUUGAGUUUGGGAGGUAUUUAAAGCCAUAUAUGAUAAUUCUGGGUAGCAGUAGGAUGACUGUUAUUUAGAUAAGUGAAAAAUGAUAACUCUUUCCAUCCUACUGGAUAAAUACUUAUCCAGGACCAUAUGAUGAAACCAAAUCUGUCAAAUCAAUUAAAUAUUAUUUUGUUUUUAAGAAAAAAAAUAUAUUCAAAUGAUUUGUAAAUGCUAUAAAAGAUGUAUGUUCAUAUGUUUUAAACAGACAUGCUUGUAAAUACAAUUGUGUGAGAGAACUUGUACAAAAAACUUAAGUAAAUAUUGACAAGAAUCUAGAUAUUCUUAAUUAUGCAUGUAUAUAGGUCCAGAUUUUUCUCCAUGAAUCUUGAAUUGUUUUUGAUUUAAUAUUUUUAAAUUUGAGCUAUAAAAGUUAUUAAUUAAUAAAACAAAAUUGUCAUGUUUUCUUCUAAUUCUCUUAUUUCUCAAGUGGUGGCUUCCCUUUCACAGCUAUGUAAAAAAAUUUGCACUGACUCUGACAAAUUAUUCCUCCAGUUAGUAGUCUGUAAUCAAGAAAGUAGCAUAAUGAAGUCUAGGUGGACCUUUCUACGUGAUUUAACUUAUUUAUGGUCAUUCUGGGUAGAAAAGUGGAAAAAAGAUUUUGACUUAAGUUGAUGUAAUACAGUGAGUUGAUUGUCUGCCUCUUCUAAGUCUGACGGGUUCUGGUAAUGCUGUACAAAGUCAGACUCCAAACAUUUAGUGAUAGAUUCUCCCAUAACUGUGGUGACAAGGAAUUUGAACUUGUUAAUGGAAAAGAACUGAAAAUCAUCUAACUUCGGUGAUAGCUGUGUUUCCUCUGGUUUAAUCCUGAAAGUGCACAAGAAGCCCUGGGAACGUUACAUUUGUAGAACAGAGACCUUUUGCCGUUUAGUGUAACUGGCUGGAGCUGGUCACAAAUGUCAGUGUUGAUUUCUUGUACGUUCAGUAAAGUUGACUAGAAUAAGCCAUGAAGUGUUUAGUAACAUUUGCAACAUGAUAGAAACUGAUGCACCAAAUGUAUCAACUUGAUCAAUCUGCAUAAGAAACUUUAUUUUUGUAAUUACUGGUUAAAAUUCAGUGUUGAUUUGCAAGAAUAAUGCUUUCUAGUAUCCAAAAGAGAAGAAAACAGUCUCAAAAAGUUUUCUUACAAUUUAUUAAAAUAUUCACAGCCCACUUGCUGUUUAAAUCACAUUUGGAAGAGCAUCAUGAUUGUAUGUGGUAACAGCUAUGUUUUUUAAUGUAAAACUUUCCUGAAUCAGUUCAACAAUGUAUUGUAUUAUUAUCUGACUGUGGGGGGGAAACAUAAAAGUAUUUUGCUAUGCAUAACUCAAGAAUUCUUAAGUAAAUUAUUUUCAGAUAGACUUAGUACUUACAUCUGAGAGAGGUGUGUCUGUAUUUGGAGGAAGGGUUUUGGAUUUAGUUUUUGAUUUAAUUCCAGUAUAUCACAGCCAUGCAUACUUACUGUAAUUUAAGGUUUGAUUUAUAAUUGACAAGUUAUGUCACAUUUUUCUACAC